CAUAAUGUCGACAAUUCCUAUCUAUGUCUGGGUCGUCGUUCUGAAACAAGUUGGGUUUGGUUGAGCAAGGGUUUCACGUUGACAUCUCAAUCAAUCAAAUCAAAGCCCUAAUCUUACCAGCAAUCAAGGCCAGAUCUGUGUUAAGGACAUAUUUCUCGCCGGAGAGUAUGGCGGAGGUCGGCGGCGUGUGGAAGAGAGUGGUGGUGGUCGGCGGCGGCGUUGCCGGAUCUCUUGUUGCCAAGUCUCUUCAGUUCAAUGCCGAUGUGACCUUAAUCGAUCCGAAGGAUUAUUACGAGAUUCCAUGGGCGAGCUUGAGGGGAUUGGUUGAGCCAUCGUUCAUCGAACGAUCGGUCAUUUAUCACAAGGAUUAUCUAACCAACGGCCGCCUUGUCGUGUCAAAAGCCAUCGACAUUUCUAACUCUCAAGUUUUGACGGAAGAGGGCCGUCUCAUUACAUACGAUUACCUCGUCAUUGCCACCGGUCAUGACGAUCCGUUCCCCAAAACUCGAUCCGAGAGGCUUAAGGAAUACCGGGCAGAGCAUGAGCGCAUAAGAUCGGCGAAUUCAAUUUUGAUCGUCGGAGGUGGUCCAACGGGAGUCGAACUAUCCGCGGAAAUUGCCGUUGAUUUUCCCGAUAAAAAGGUUAUCCUCGUCCACGAGGGACCGCGGCUACUCGAGUUUAUAGGGCCAAAGGCGGCUCACAAGACUCUCGAAUGGCUAAAAUUGAAGAAAGUUGAAGUUAAACUACAACAAUCGAUCGACUUAAGCAACGCCUCCGACGAGAGCGGAACUUACACAACUUCGUCGGGAGAAGUUAUUAAAGCCGACAUCGUUUUCGUUUGCACGGGUACGCAUCCCGCCUCGGCUUGGCUGCGGGACACGGUUUUGAAGGAUAGUAUCGAUGGAUCCGGAAGGUUGAGGGUUGACGAGAACCUCCGAGUUAAAGGGCACAAUAACGUAUUCGCCAUCGGAGACAUCACCGAUGUUAAGGAAAAUAAACAAGGGUACUUGGCGCAAAAGCACGCGAUGAUAGCAGCAAAAAAUCUGAAGUUACUGAUAAGCGGAGGAAAGGAGGAGAAGAUGGCGACACACAAGGUGCGCUCGGUAAAAGUGAUCGUGUCGCUAGGGAGACACGACGCCGUGGCGCAGUUCCCGAUGACGACGAUGAUCGGGCUCGUCCCGGGUUUGAUCAAGUCCAAGGAUUUGUUUGUUGGGAAGGUAAGGAAACAGUUGGGGCUCGACCCUCGACUUGUCGAUUAUUAAUCGAUAUAUAUAUAUAUAUAUAUAUUGAUUUUAUCUGCUCGAAAGGUAUUUAUUAUGUCAUUUUCCGUCGGAGAAAUAUAAAGUAUAUAUUUUUCUUUUUUUCUUUUUUUUUUUUAAAAGUAAAUACAAAGCAUUCUAUGUUGUGUAAAUUCAUAUGAUUUGUAUGUAAUAAAUUACAAUUGUUUGGGAAUUUGGAAUUGCAUGUAUUCAUUAUUUUUU
This is a messenger RNA of Andrographis paniculata, 1481 nucleotides long. RefSeq lists its product as uncharacterized. Bases 168 to 1262 code for a protein of 364 amino acids. The transcript is spliced from 5 exons. The record is from RefSeq and is a predicted model, not a curated record. Gene Ontology annotation, molecular function: flavin adenine dinucleotide binding; electron-transferring-flavoprotein dehydrogenase activity. Gene Ontology annotation, cellular component: cytoplasm. Lineage: Eukaryota; Viridiplantae; Streptophyta; Magnoliopsida; Lamiales; Acanthaceae.